This is a messenger RNA of Anolis carolinensis (green anole), 4504 nucleotides long. It is a transcript of the gene r3hdm2, whose product is annotated as R3H domain containing 2. The transcript is spliced from 26 exons. Gene Ontology annotation, molecular function: nucleic acid binding. Bases 815 to 4027 code for a protein of 1070 amino acids. NCBI's taxonomy places the organism in Eukaryota, Metazoa, Chordata, Lepidosauria, Squamata, Anolidae. The record is from RefSeq and is a predicted model, not a curated record.
GGCGGGCAGGGGGAGGGGCCGGCAGCUUCUUUCCCCCCUUUUUUCUGUUUCUUUUUUUUCUUUUCUUCCUCCCCCCCUUUCACCUCCCCCCCUUUCUCUCUCUCUCUCUAUUUUUUAAACCCUUCUUUUUUCUCCCUUUUCCCUUUCUUUUCUUCCUUCUUUCCUCCCCUCACUAUCCCUCCAGGCCUCAGGGUGCCUGCCUGCCUGCCUUCCUUCCUUCCUCACGAGCCAAUGCCUCCUCACCUACUCUCUGUCUCUUAGGGCCUACUUCCCGGGCCCCAGCUUUUAAGACCCUGGGCAUUGGGAAGGCUUUCCCCCUAUUUCUCUCCCUUUUUGCUUAGGGCCUCCUUCUUUUCUGCUUCCUCUCCCCAGAAGUCCCUCUUCUCCCCUCUUCCUCAUUCUGCCCCCUUCCGUUCCUCUACGUCAGAGGAAGAGCUUGGAGGGAGGGGGGCUUCACAGCAAGUCCCACGGCCAACAGCACAGCCUCUCUUCCCCGAAAGAAGGAAGGAAAGAAGAAAGAAAGGGGCGGGAGGAAGAAAAAGAAGGAAGAGGAGGAGGAAGGCAUACAGCCGUUGGCCACUGAGGGAAGGAAAGGGGGAGACAGGUUCCCCCUGCUCUUCCUCCCUCCCUCCCCUUCCUCCCUCUCCCCCCCUUCCUGCCAAGGUUUCCAUGUACAUAGAAUUUCUGGUUUGGUGGGACACUCAACAGUAUGACUUCUCAGCUGCAUCCUCUAGAUGGAAUCAGUAGGGAAGAUGAUUGGAACAAGUGCUCCAGCAAAAAAAGGUGUCAUCUCUAACAGUGUAUUGUGCUGAAGAUGUCUAACAGCAACACAACACAAGAGACACUGGAAAUAAUGAAAGAGUCGGAAAAGAAGCUGGUUGAGGAAUCUGUGAACAAAACCAAGUUUGUAUCCAGAUCACUAAGCAAAGAAGAACUUGAGAAGGAUGGGGAGGAGAGUAGCCUACGGCAGGAAUCUCAGAGGCGAAUAUCCAAUCAUGGGCAUGCUAGAAAAAGAGCCAAGUCCAAUUCAAAGCUGAAGUUGGUCCGGAGUCUGGCUGUAUGUGAAGAAUCUUCUAGCCCCUUUGUGGAUGGGCCAUUGGAAACCCAGGAUAUCAUACAGUUGCAUAUCAAUUGCCCUCCUGACAAGAAAGAUGAGAAGUCUGCAAAAGAUGGUCCUGAAAAAGAAGAUAAAGAGAAAAAUAAAGAGAAGGCCCCCAAGAAAAUGCUGUCUAGAGAUUCCAGCCAGGAAUACACAGACUCCACUGGAAUAGAUCUGCAUGAAUUUUUAGUAAACACACUGAAGAAAAACCCAAGGGAUAGGAUGAUGCUGCUAAAAUUAGAACAGGAGAUCCUGGAAUUUAUUAAUGAUAACAAUAAUCAGUUCAAGAAGUUUCCCCAAAUGACCUCAUACCAUAGGAUGCUUUUACACCGAGUUGCUGCCUACUUUGGCAUGGACCACAACGUAGACCAAACUGGGAAAGCCGUCAUUAUCAACAAGACCAGUAACACCAGAAUCCCUGAACAGAGAUUCUCUGAGCACAUCAAAGAUGAGAAGAGCUCUGAGUUUCCCCAGAGGUUUAUCCUCAAGCGAGAUGAUGCCAGCAUUGAUCGGGAUGAUAAUCAGAUCAGAAUCCCACUGCAGGAUGGACGGAGGAGCAAAUCUAUUGAAGAGCGAGAAGAAGAGUAUCAAAGAGUUAGAGAACGCAUAUUUGCACGGGAGUCGGGCCAGAACGGGUUCCUGAAUGACAGCAGACUCACCAAAGAAGGCUUUUCUUCUAGCUCUCACAAAAGGCGGCAGAUCUUUAGGGGUAACCGGGAUGGGCUCAGCCGAGCUUCAGGCAGCCGCCAGAGCAGCACGGACAGCGAUCUGAAGUCACUGGAGCCUCGACCGUGGAGCAGCACAGACUCAGAUGGCUCCACCCGCAACAUGCGCCCUCCUGUCACCAAAGCCAGCAGCUUCAGUGGCAUUUCCAUCUUGACGCGAGGAGACAGCAUCGGUGGCAUUGGCAAAGGAAGCAGUGCCAGCAGGACUAUCAGGCCAGGUUUGUCACUGGGUGCGCCAGAUGUCAGUGGCCAAGUCUCCUCUGCUCCACCUAGCCGAGGCCUCUUGCCGUGUGCUACACAGCAGCCGCAACCACAGCCACAACAGCAGCAUCAACCACUUCCGCCCACUCCCCAGCAACAGCCAGCUAUGAGUAAUCACAUCAUAUCACAGCCGGUCCCAGCUCUGCAGCCCUCUCCGCAGCCUGUUCAAUACUCUCCAAGCUCCUGCCCCCAGGUCCUCCUGCCAGUCUCUCCACCCCAGCAGUACAACAUGGCUGAUGAGCUCAGCAACCCCUUUGGGCAAAUCAGCCUCAGCCGCCAGGGUUCCACAGAGACAUCCGAUCCGUCCUCAGGCAUGUUCCAGCCACCAAUCAUGUCCCAGCAUCCUCAGCAGACGGGCUUCAUUAUGGCUUCCCCGGGGCAACCAAUCACUGCCUCCAACUACUCUGCCUCGGGACACACGGCACCAGCCCAGCAGGUCUUGCAGCCCCAAAGCUAUAUGCAGCCUCCCCAGCAAAUUCAGGUUUCUUACUACCCUCCUGGGCAGUACCCAAACUCUAGCCAGCAAUACCGACCUCUUUCUCACCCGGUGGCCUACAGCCCACAGCGCAGCCAACAGCUGCCUCAGCAGUCACAGCAGCCUGGUUUACAGCCAAUCAUGUCCAACCAGCAGCAGACAUACCAAGGUAUGAUAGGAGUGCAGCAGUCCCAGGGCCAGAGUCUCCUCAGCAACCAGCGCAACAACAUGGGCGGCCAAAUUCAGAGCAUGAUGAGUGUGCAGCAGUCUCAAAGCCAGAACCUCCUCAACAAUCAGCGGGGUAAUAUGGGCGGCCAGAUGCAAGGCCUGAUGGUCCAGUACACUCCACUGCCUUCAUAUCAACAGGUACCUGUGGCUAAUGAGUCUCAGAGUGUGGUCCAGCAGCCCUUUCAGCAGCCCGUUCUGGUACCAGCAAACCAGUCUGUUCAAGGAGGAUUGCAACCUGGGGGGAUGCCAGUCUACUACAGUGUUAUCCCACCUACUCAACAAAAUGGCACCAGCCCUUCAGUAGGCUUUCUGCAGCCUCCUGGGACAGAGCAGUAUCAGAUGCCUCAGUCCCCAUCUCCUUGCAGCCCGCCACAGAUGCAGCAGCAGUAUUCAGGGGUGUCUCCCACAGGGCCUGGCGUUGUGGUAAUGCAACUCAAUGUGCCCAAUGGCCCCCAACCUCCCCAGAACCCUUCAAUGGUGCAAUGGAACCACUGCAAGUACUACAGCUUGGACCAGCGAGGUCAGAAGCCUGGAGACAUCUACAAUCCAGAUACCGGUGCUCAGGCCAACAGCACCCAAAUGAGUAGCCCAAUCACAUCCCCCACACAAUCCCCUGCGCCAUCACCCGUCACUAACCUCAACAGUGUCUGCACAGGUCUCAGCCCCCUUCCAGUGCUUACACAGUUUCCUCGACCCGUGGGCCCAGCUCAAGGUGAUGGGCGCUAUUCUCUGCUGGGCCAGCCACUGCAGUACAAUCUCUCCAUUUGCCCUCCAUCUCUGUUGCACAACCAGUCCAGCUAUACAGCACACCAGGGACAAACGGGGUUAAAGCAUGGCAAUCGAAGCAAGAAACAGACUCUGAAGUCAGCAUCCACGGACCUUGGAACAAGCGAUGUAGUGUUGGGCCGUGUCCUGGAAGUAACUGAUUUACCGGAGGGCAUCACGCGCACAGAGGCUGACAAGCUCUUCACACAACUUGCCAUGUCUGGUGCCAAAAUCCAGUGGCUCAAAGAGACUCAUGGGCGUCCUGGGGGCGGCGGUGACAACAACCACGGGACUGCAGAGAACGGCAGACAUAAUGACCUUGCUGCCUUAUACACCAUCGUGGCCGUCUUCCCCAGCCCCUUGGCAGCCCAGAACGCCUCCCUGCGUCUCAACAACUCCCUUAGUUGCUUCAAAUUGCGUAUGGCCAAAAAGAACUAUGACCUGCGUGUCCUGGAGCGUGCCAGCUCCCAAUAGGGGCAGGCAGAGGGGCGAGGAGGGGUGGGGGGCAACAAGCACACUGGACUGGCCUUUCCGGCCCCCUCUCAGCCCCUUGACUGGCCUCCUUCUGCCUCCCCCCCUCCUUGAUUUCCACAUACACCUCCCCCUCUCUCUUUUUUUCUUUUUUUUUGAUGGGGAAGGGGAGAAUCUUUCUGGAGAUAUUUAUAUGGACAAGAAUGAAGAGAAGAGACAUUGAUUUUUUUGUUUUGCUUUGGGGGGAGGGUUCUGUUUUUAUUUUUAUUUUGCGUGAAGGAACAUGUCCCACCCCUUGCCCCUUCUCCGGAACACGUGUAUAUUGUUUUUGUUCAGCGUUGUGCCGCGGUACGCAGCCGUAUUUAAUUGCACAUACAGAUGUUGGCUGGGUAUGUUCACUGUACAUUUUAUUUAAUCUGGGUUUAUUAUUAUUAAUAUUAUUUGGUUUUUAAAUAUAAAAAAAUCGUCUGUCACUUUAAA